UUCGUAUAUAAGGAUGAAUCGCAGAGACUGCUUACGGGUAGUCCGAUGCUUCCCAGGGAGAACUACGAACGCAUAUAUGCGGCCUUUCUUCUUCGCUUUGUAUAACGAUGUCUCUGUUCAGCAUCAAUCAUAUCCAGUACUCACGUUCAGUUCGAAAACCACGUGCGUACAGGUUUGAACCAGAAAAAAAAAAAUAUAUCGGGUCGGUAUUGCUUGUUUGUCAUUUAAAGAACGACUGAGGAAGCGAAAAUUUGACUAUCUUUUUGCAAAAAUGUUUAAAAAAUUUUGUUCUUUCGCAAUAUUUUUUUUUUACAAUAAUAGGGCGCAGUGAAGGAAAGUGAUCGCGUUCUUGUGAAUUUUCUGGAAAUUUUUAUCGUUUAGAAAAUAUUAAGUUUAUAUAUUUGAAAAAUUUGCGUGUAUAAAGAUUUGGUAAGUAACUUAUUUCUGAGUCUAUCUCUGACACACGUUCUAUUUUUUUACCGAGGUACUAUAUAUUUAUUAUUGAGAUAUAGCCUAAAGACGAUCUUUUGACAGAAUAUAAAUUUUUUAAAAAUCCAUCUAAUAUUUCUCUUCUGAAUUUUUUUACGAUAUUUGCACACUGUCACGUGAGCUAAGUGUAUCCUAAGCAAACAUUGACCGAAUAUGUAAACGAGGAAACUCGAAAGAUCCAGCUUAUUUUGAGAUCUCAACGUGACCACAAGACACGCGAUUUGAGUGAAGAGUACGCGAUAUCUAUGUGAGAGAAGGGAGGAGGAAAAGGUGCGGGGAAAAGGCGAGAGGGGGCAAGACGGUUGUGAGACAGGUCGCCGAUUGUCCUCGUAUUCUAUCAAACGAGCGUAUGACACACGUUCGGUAUGAAAUAAGACGUUUGUUUUCUCGCGAUUCUGAAAACGACGUCUUAUCUCAUCUCAAGUGAAAAUAAAAGAAACACCGGUGAGUGUCAGGUGAAUCAUUCAUAAAACGCAUCGCGUGGUUCCCGCGCUUUUCGUUAUCAGAAUUGAGAAAGAAAAUUUGUGAUUCAUGGAGCAGGAAGAUAUGAAUGGAAAUGAGGAAGAAGAUACGAUGAGGAGCGAACGUGGCACGCCGGAGGGCUCCUUGGAAAAUUCGAACAUGCCUCCGGAGAUGGAAGAGUCGGAGACGGGAAGAAGAACGAGUAUUUUCAAGUAUUACUCGUACAAAAACACGGACACUAUGCCGAACAUAACAAGAAAAAUAGGACCACUUGUGGGCGUAAUUGAUGUCGGCACGCGGACUGUCCGCUUUGUGGUAUUUAACGCCAAGCAUGUUGCGGAAAUUGCAUCUCAUCAAAUAGACAUCGAACAAAUCAGUCCACAGGAGGGAUGGGUGGAGCAGGAUCCCAAAAAUAUUCUUAUGGCAGUGGAAACCUGCAUUAAUAUCGUAAAUGACAAACUAAAUAUGUUGGAGAUGAAGAUUGACGAAAUCGUCACAGUAGGUGUCACUAAUCAAAGAGAGACUACGGUAGUAUGGGACGCAUUUACUGGCGAACCAUUUUAUAACGCUAUAGUGUGGUCCGACAUCAGAACCGACGCGAUCGUGGACCAAAUCAUAGCAAAGUUUCCGGAUCAGAACAAGAAUCAUCUGAAACCUCUGUGCGGUCUACCUGUCAGUCCGUACUUCUCUGCUUUGAAGAUUCGUUGGUUGAAGAACAAUUUGUCGACUGUAAGAAGGGCAAUUCGAGAGAGGCGAUGCAAAGUGGGAACUAUAGAUACCUGGAUUAUUUGGAACUUAACAGGGGGCAAAGACGGCGGACUUUACAUCACUGAUGUAACAAACGCGUCGAGGACGAUGUUGAUGAAUAUAGAGACGCUCUCUUGGGAUCCCACGUUAUGCAGAUAUUUCGACAUUCCUAUGCAAAUGCUGCCAGAGAUCAGAAGCAGCUCCGAAAUAUACGGCAAAAUCUCGAUCACCCCUUUAUCUGGCAUUCCCAUAUCCGGUAUUUUAGGAAACCAACAAUCAGCUUUGGUAGGACAAAAUUGCCUGAAGAAGGGACAAGCGAAAAACACGUACAGAAGCGGUUGCUUCCUGCUGUGUAAUACGGGACAUACCAGAGUAUACUCGUCUCAUGGAUUGGUUACGACUGUCGCAUAUCAGUUAGGUCCGAAGAGCCCACCUGUCUACGCGUUGGAAGGUUCAGUCGCGGUUGCAGGUGCGGCCAUUAAAUGGCUGCGGGACAACUUAAAACUCAUAAAAGAUGUUCAUGAAAGCGAACACUUGGCGCAAAGCGUAUUUAGUACGGGAGACGUCUACUUUGUUCCCGCCUUUACGGGAUUAUAUGCACCUUACUGGAGAAAGGAUGCAAGAGGAAUAAUUUGUGGGCUUACCGCGUUUACUACGAAGGAACACAUAAUCAGAGCGUCUCUUGAAGCAGUCUGUUUUCAAACUAGAGAUAUCCUCGAGGCGAUGCACAAGGAUUGCGGAUUUCCGUUAACGAAGUUAAAAGCAGAUGGGAAGAUGUCGACCAAUAAUCUCCUUAUGCAGUUGCAAGCCGACUUGUGCGGUACACCAGUAUUUAGGUCAACUAUGCCCGACAUAACAGCUCUAGGUGUGGCAAUGGCUGCAGGACAUGCUGAAGGAAUAGAUGUGUGGAACCUGGAAGGUGAGGAAGUAGAAACAGUGCCAACCGAUACUUUUCUGCCGACCACUACACCAGAAGAAAGGGACGCGAGAUAUAAGAAAUGGAAAAUGGCGGUGGAAAGAAGCUUAGGUUGGGCGAUAGUAAAAAAGUCUGAACUAAUGACAGAUGAAAGAUACUGCAUGCUAGCAUCUAUUCCUGCAAGCUGUUUUAUAAUGACAAGCUUCAUUCUGUUACGAUUAAGUAACUAUAUGGCAAACCGGUGACGGCAAAUUAACAUCAUUGAAGUUACUCUAACUGGCAGGUAGCCCCGAUUUCAGAAGGAAAUUUAGUGAAGUGACUUUUAAAACUUGCUCAACUGAUGCACGUGAAUGAUGCGUAUGUCGAUGAGUAACGUAUUAUGAAAUAAUUAGAGAGAUAAAAUCGUAUGCGUAGAGAGAUGCGUUCCAUAAAUUUCAAUGCGCUUUAUCGAACACUAUAUUCGAUAAUCAAAAAAAAAAAAUAUAUAUAUUCAGUGUUCUGGUUUCCGAGUUUACUAAUAUGUCAAUGAAAACUGUUAUAAUGCACAUAUAUCUAUAUCGAUACAAUCUCAUUUUAAAUUCUUUAAAAUAAUUAUUUCACACAGUUUGCGGAAUACUAUAAGUUUACUUGCACAGAAUCCCAUACAUUCUUUUUUAUUAUUUAUUAUAAGAAACCUAUCUGUAUAAAAUUUUAAAUUAUGUAUAUUAUAUGUAUUAUAUAAUAAAGGUAUUUUCUGUUUUACUCGUGA
This is a messenger RNA of Cataglyphis hispanica, 3362 nucleotides long. RefSeq names its product glycerol kinase (gene Gk2). The coding region runs from base 1021 to 2859 and encodes 612 amino acids. The record is from RefSeq and is a predicted model, not a curated record. Lineage: Eukaryota; Metazoa; Arthropoda; Insecta; Hymenoptera; Formicidae. Gene Ontology annotation, biological process: glycerol metabolic process; triglyceride metabolic process; glycerol-3-phosphate biosynthetic process. The transcript is spliced from 11 exons. Gene Ontology annotation, molecular function: glycerol kinase activity. Gene Ontology annotation, cellular component: mitochondrion.